Pseudoliparis swirei is the source of this 2629-nucleotide messenger RNA. RefSeq names its product protein disulfide isomerase Creld1 (gene creld1a). Gene Ontology annotation, molecular function: calcium ion binding. Lineage: Eukaryota; Metazoa; Chordata; Actinopteri; Perciformes; Liparidae. The record is from RefSeq and is a predicted model, not a curated record.
AACCAGCAAUCUUUUCCCAAUUAUUAUGUUCCCAGUUUGCAAGCAUCAUUGAACAAACCUGGGCAUGUUAUUUAGGAUAAGAUAAACAACUCUAUCUUGUGGAUCUGAUGGGCCAGAUGGGAGAAAGGAUGCUUCACAGGAACCUGCUGCAGGCUGCUUGGCUGUGUUGGCUGUUGGCUGUCCAGGUGAACAGCUGCCCAGAUACCUGCAGCAAGUGUUCAGGCCCAGAGAACAACCAGUGUGAGGAAUGCAGAGCGGGAUGGACGCUCCAUAAUUACACCUGUGUAGACGUUGAUGAGUGUGGCACCGAGCUGGGUAUCUGUCCUACAAACAGCUACUGCUUCAAUACGGAUGGAUCAUUUGAUUGUCGAGACUGUUCCCCGGCCUGUGGCUGUAUGGGGAGCGGAGCAGCACGCUGCAGGAAAUGUGCCUCUGGAUUCACACUGACAGGGUCCAAGUGUGUCGAUAUAGAUGAAUGUAGUUACAGGGUACUGGCCUGUCAUGGUCUGGAUGAGAUCUGUACCAACACAGAGGGCUCUUUCCGCUGUGACUGUGCUGAAGGCUAUUUCCAUAAGGACGCUGUCUGUGUGAAGAAGCUGAAUCCUAGUGUUCAAGAGAAAGGUCUGUUUGAGGAUAUCCAGGACGACGAGGUGGAGGUGCUGCAGCAGAUGCUCUUCGGGGUGGUGCUGUGUGCUCUGGCCACACUGGCUGCGAAGGGAGAUUUGGUCUACACAUCUGUAUUCAUGGGAGCAUUGGCUGCCAUGGCAGGGUACUGGCUAUCUGACAGGGGAGACCGUUUAUUAGGCAGCAUCCUAAAGGGACGUUGAAGCUUCAAAGUGUUGCUAAAGGACUUUCAUGAGCAAGACCGUAACAAUCAGCAUUCAGACAAAGCAGAUGAAUCGUGUGCCUUUACUUGUAUAAUAGACAGUAUAAGUUAUUGAUAUGAAGUUAGCUUCGGCAUUUAAACGUCAUUCUGUAAUAUCACAGAGCUGCGAAAAAUCUAUUCUUGAUCUUUUAAAAGCCAGUUUGAUAACGUUUCAUUCAUCUUUUAAAAGCCAGUUUGAUAACGUUUCAUUCAAAGUGCACUUACCAGCUUCGUCUGGAGCUUUUAGACUGUAUUUCACUGUCUUCAGUAGAUUGAGUUUGCUUUGUGGUCACAAAGUCCAAUCAGUGAUGAAGACUGUUGGAUGCUUUUUGAAUCAGUUAAAGCGUCAGGCUUAUUGUCCAAAGAGAAAGAAACGUACUGAGACGAUUGUCCCGUUUUCCUUUACCGAGUUGAAAACGAGCCCUGAUCGUCUCCUGCUUUUCAUGUUUUUUAAGCAGCUAUCUUGUUCUGUUCUUGUUCAUUUGGAGCCACCAAUGCACAAUGUUGUCAUUUGGAGCUUGAUUAAAGAGGAAUAUGCAGUUUGUGUGCAGAACCAAUGUAUUAGAUUUACUUAAUAUACUGCAUCAAUGACACUGCAUUUGCACUCUUUAAAUAUAAAGUUGUAACAUGAACAAUGUAGAUCAAGUAAUAUUUUAGCCAGUUUUCUCAGUGUCUUAAGAAUAUUAAACACAAAUAGUUGUCCUAUGUUAACAUCCAUACCCAGAUUUUCUUUUUCAUCCUUUUGCAGGGUCCUACUGAAUGUGAUAAUCCAGGACUUUUGAUUGUGCAAUUUAAAUGAUGGAUGUAUAAAUAGUUCACUAAGUUAGCUCAAUUGUUGCUAUUAUGAUUAAUCUAUUAUGAAAUUGAAACGGAUAUGAAAUCUGUGCAACAUUUGACUUACUAGUGUGCUUUUUCUUUUACAUACAAGAUUUAACUGAUUUUAAUCGAAAAAUCCCAAACAAAGAGAGAAAGAAAGUCACCUUUAUUUGUUGGAUAUAAACAAGCUGGCCAACACUCAAUAGUAAUAUUCUGAUACAGCACAUACAAUAGCAAACUGGGUCACUGAGGACAGCCUCCUAGGUUUAAAAAACACAACACCACAGAGUAUCCAUGCUUCAUUCAAAACGUUGACUCUUGCUUUUUUUAACUUUAGGGACUUCCUUUAAUAAAGUUUUUUUUAAAUAGAUUUUCUCUGAUGCAUUCAUAGCACGGACACACACAUACCCAUAAACGCAGCUAUACACACACGCACACAUCUCUCUUUUCUGAAUACAUUUACACAAGCAACCGCAAAAACAUGCUGCACUCACAAAACUGCACAGGCUGUCUACUAAGGGGACACAGUAAGUGAGACACACACACAUCACUCUCAAACACAACAUCACACCGUCACAAUGCACGAUGCAGAUGCAAGUAAUGAAUGAGGAAUGAUGCUUCGUGGGAGAUUAGCUCACGUUCACACAAGUAAUCAUUCAGCAUGCUGGACACUCACAAUUAACUUGUUUCUAGGUCUUUACUGUACAGCUCAAAACAUUUACAUAUACAAAUAGUACAGUCUCAAACUGGCAUAUUCGGUAAGCUGAAACAAUAGUACAAAAAAAGCUAACUGAAAUACAAAAAGUAAUAAAAAAGUAAACAAUGUUUGUUCUGUCACAACAAAAAUGGUUCUGGCAUUGGUCACAGUGAUUUGUUUGAUCCAAAGAUUCAGCAACAUAUUCAAAGAAAAACAGCUUGUAUACAACAAUAAAGUGAAAAUAUGUGUUA